UUCUCACCAUCUUCGCAUACGCUGCCACCUAAUGAAUGACCAACCAACAUCAGCAGGAGCAGCAGCCGGGGCAGCAGGAGCACCAGCAACAACGACAGCAGCAAGCUAUUGCAAUUACUAUUCGGGACACAUGCACCACGUCUGAGGGCGUCACGGGCGAACGGAAAGUGAAGCUAAUCGUUAAUCGAUCGUCCCCGGUGUCCCCGGCAUCGGGUGAAGUCAACUCUACGCGUACCACCACUGUCAAGUCUGUCCCAGAAGUGUCGGUUAGCCUGCCAGCUCCUAGCAUGUCCAUUCCACCGUUACCGCAAAGUCUGGACGCUAGUCCGCAUCACCAGCAGCAGCAACCCCAUCAGCAAUCGCACCAGCAACUUCAGUACCAGUACCAGCUACAUCAGCAACAGCUACAGUACCAGCAGCGACAGCAGCAACAGCAGCAACAGCAUGACCUAUUCAUGAUCGUCAGUAUUUGCCUUGGAUCGUUCAUCCUCAUCUUCGCGAUCGUUUACUUCGUAAGGAAAUUUUUUCAGGGUGGUCAAUUCAAGAACAAAGACAUCCGGCUUGAUGCAAAGGUCGUCAUCAUUACUGGUGCCAAUGCGGGUAUCGGAAAGGAGGCAGCUAUAGAAUGUGCCAAGCGAGGAGCACGGGUCUAUAUGGGCUGUCGGGAUCUGGCCCGAAUGGAGAAAGCUCGCCAAGAGAUACUGGACAAGUCCGGAAGCCAGAAUGUGUUCGGACUCGAGCUGGAUCUCGCAUCGUUCGAGUCGAUUCGCAGCUUUGUCAAGACGUUCCUCAGCAUGGAGCGUCGACUGCACGUGCUGAUCAACAAUGCUGGCGUGAUGGCCUGCCCGAAAGACUACACAAAGGAGGGCUUUGAAAUGCACUUCGGUACCAACCACUUGGGACACUUUCUGCUCACGAACCUACUGCUGGACGUGCUGAAACGUUCCGCACCCAGCAGGAUCGUGACGGUUUCUAGUCUCGGUCACAAGUGGGGCCGCAUCAACAAGGACGACAUCAAUGCCGAGAAGGACUACCGCGAGUGGGAUGCGUAUAUGCAGAGCAAGCUGUGCAACAUUCUCUUCUCGCGCCAUCUGGCAAAGCGUUUACACGGUACCGGUGUGAACACGUACGCGCUUCACCCGGGCGCCAUCAACACCGAGCUUAUGAGACAUCUGAAUCCAUGUAUUAGAACGAUGGCCAAGCCUCUAUUUUGGGUAUUUUUUAAGACACCCAAAUCCGGUUCCCAGACUACGCUGUACUGUGCAAUGGAACCAUCUAUCGCAUCCCAGACGGGCCUAUACUACAGUGACUGCAAGCUGAAGGAACCGGAGCCACACGCGCAGGACGACACGAUGGCGGAAUGGCUUUGGAAUCUGAGCGAAAGAUUGACCGGACUGUCACAUUAGCGGUGUUGCUGUUGGCGU
This is a messenger RNA of Anopheles maculipalpis, 1424 nucleotides long. Its product is annotated as retinol dehydrogenase 12-like. The coding region runs from base 36 to 1406 and encodes 456 amino acids. The transcript has 4 exons. The record is from RefSeq and is a predicted model, not a curated record. NCBI's taxonomy places the organism in Eukaryota, Metazoa, Arthropoda, Insecta, Diptera, Culicidae.